Messenger RNA from Aricia agestis (brown argus), 1144 nucleotides. Its product is annotated as salivary glue protein Sgs-3-like. Lineage: Eukaryota; Metazoa; Arthropoda; Insecta; Lepidoptera; Lycaenidae. The transcript is spliced from 2 exons. The coding region runs from base 61 to 1128 and encodes 355 amino acids. The record is from RefSeq and is a predicted model, not a curated record.
GUGAACAUGAUAUUUAAUAUACUUUCCAUUUGUUUUGAUUAAGUCUUAUUAUAUUAUACAAUGCAAACUUUCAUAAGCGGUCUUUGCUUAGCGUACAUCAUCACAUUUAGUACCGGGAAGAAAUUAUCAACAAAAAGAGAUGAGUUAAUCUUUAUAAAAAAUCCUGUUGAGGCAGAAAUGCCAGGUCAUUGGAUGCCUGCCAGUAUCGUGAAAAAAAUACUAGAAAGAGAUAAGAAACCAAUAAAAUUGGGUCGUCUAGUAACUAAACCGACAGCCACUACACCUAAACCGAGGAGAACUACGCCGAAACCAACAACGACAACAACAACGAAACCGACAACAUUCACCCCUAAAUUGACGACAACAACACCAACAAUCACAACAGCGAAAACCACCACACCAACAACCACUACUUCGACUACAACACCCACAACUACAACACCAACGACUACAACACCAACGCCUACAACACCAACGACUACGACACCAACGACUACAACACCAACGACUACAACACCAACAACUACAACACCAACGACUACAACACCAACGACUACAACACCAACGACUACAACACGAACGACUACAACACCAACGACUACAACACCAACGACUACAACACCAACGACUACAACACCAACGACUACAACACGAACGACUACAACACCAACUACUACAACACCAGCGACUACAACACCAACUACUACAACACCAGCGACUACAACACCAACGACUACAACACCAACUACCACAACACCAACGACCACAACACCAACGACCACAACACCAACGACCACAACACCAACUACCACAACACCAACGACCACAACACCAACGACCACAACACCAACGACCACAACACCAACGACCACAACACCAACGACCACAACACCAACGACCACAACACCAACUACCACAACACCAACGACCACAACACCAACUACCACAACACCAACUACCACAACACCAACGACCACAACACCAACGACCACAACACCAACGACCACAACACCAACGACUACCACGCCUAAACCAACAACAACACCUAAGCCGGCAACGACUACGCGAAAAAAAGGCCCAAAAAUAAAGAAGGGCCGUCUUGAGCCAAAACGUGAAACGAAUAAAUAAUAAUAAUAAUAAAAUA